AUGAAUUUAGAUAUUAAUAGAGAAUUCAAUUUGAUAAACAAAGAACUGCGAAAGGAGUAUCGUUCAUCAAGGAACAGGAUUCACUCUAUUUUAUAUGAUUCUCAGUUUGUUCUAAAAGUUGCAAAAGUCUACCCUUUCCCAGUGGUAGCCAACGAAAGAUGUGGAUCAUGGUACGUUCCUCCAGAAUAUAUGGCCGAGACGUGCUACUUCAAGUCCACAGAUGGCCAUAACAAUAACUGGGACUUUAGCACAAGGCGACUGAACUUUCAUCUCCUACCAUUGAUAGCACAUCAUAAAGGCGUGUUGAUAAUAGAUUCUACCAGACGGGGCAAGAAAAUUCCAGACUCUUUGAGCAAGACUAUUCCUAUUUGGUGCGCAGUACUGAACGCAAUAAGAGAUGGCCGUAAUGAUACAGAACUCUUUUCACCUCUCAAAACCAUUGCACGCUCAGAACAUAUACGUAUAUGCGAAAAGCUACCACAGCUGGUUGAAAAAGCUCGACGAUUGGACGUCAUCAGCCAGCAGCAGCUGAAGAAGCUUUUCGACAAGCCUUUGAAACCGGUUUGGAUCACUCCUCAUUCCAAACUUCCUUCAGAAGCCCCGAUUCUCGAUCAGCUACCCUACAUUCCCAUAUACCUCGUGACAGCCAGUUUUCAAUGCCAGGAUGGAACCUUAUCCAUGGACAAUUUCCUGUAUGUUCAGGGAGCUGCGGAUGACCAUGAACUUUGGUCUAACGGGCUGACGCCAAAACUUCUAUGGAAUCAUUUGGACUACUUUAGGGAAAGAGAACGCACGGAUGAGGAGCUUGAGGACUUUAUCAUGUCCAUCAGAUCAAAAGAGGCUAGCUCAGCCCAAGUUUAUACAAAUCUCCUUGAAGUGCGGCCCAGAUUGUUCAAAGCGAAGCUCGCGACGCAAUGCAUUCAAUCGUUGCCGAAUUACGAUCUCGUCGUGGUGCUGGACGAAAAAGUGACAAUUGUGUCACGUGACAGGAACGAAAAGCCAGUAUUUCUACAUUUACCCCUGACUUCUGGUUCGAAGAAAUCAGGAAAAGAGCUGCGGAACAAGUUGCCCAUCAUUAUGAAGGAAGUAAUACCUGCCUUUAGCGCAAAGCAGCGUAUACUAGUUCUAUGCGGAACAGGCUGCGACCUUUCGGUCGGAGUGAUUUUGUGUCUGCUAUCUACUGAGACACAAAAUAUUGACAAGUCUCGGAUCAGAAAGCACCUCAUAGAGCUCAUUUCCUUAGACAAAGAGAUCAACCCUAGCCGGGCGACGUUGAACUCUGUAAAUACAUAUUUAAUGUCGUGA
Molecule: messenger RNA, 1305 nt
Organism: Ogataea haglerorum
Lineage: Eukaryota; Fungi; Ascomycota; Pichiomycetes; Pichiales; Pichiaceae
Exons: 1
Coding region: 1-1305 (434 amino acids)
Biological process (GO): charged-tRNA amino acid modification
Cellular component (GO): cytoplasm
Molecular function (GO): tRNA adenosine(64)-2'-O-ribosylphosphate transferase activity
Source: RefSeq, a predicted model, not a curated record